Messenger RNA from Prorocentrum cordatum, 326 nucleotides. Lineage: Eukaryota; Dinophyceae; Prorocentrales; Prorocentraceae. The record is from the annotation of a GenBank genome assembly.
GAGGCUGCGCCAUGUCGUCGCUGCCGCGUGCGCUGCAGCCGCCUUCCUGGUUGCCGGGGGCGACAAGUCCGACCUGGUGCCCGCGAUGGAGACCUACGCGCCGAAGAGCUGCAAGUUCAACCUGCUGCCCAGCUCGCUGAGGUCCCGAGCCUACACCGCCGUCACUGGCGAGGUGCGGAUCCACGACGUCUUCGGCGUGCCGUCCACCGUCAAGAGGCACGCCGUGGGGCUGGACCUGCCGACCCCGGGGCUGCUCACCCUGCAGGCGGAGGUGCACCGCGACACGCCCACGACGCUGACGGUGGACGCCUACCGCGCGGGCGAGG